Molecule: messenger RNA, 1418 nt
Organism: Beta vulgaris subsp. vulgaris (sugar beet)
Lineage: Eukaryota; Viridiplantae; Streptophyta; Magnoliopsida; Caryophyllales; Amaranthaceae
Product: ATP-dependent Clp protease proteolytic subunit 4, chloroplastic
Exons: 3
Coding region: 75-1019 (314 amino acids)
Biological process (GO): protein quality control for misfolded or incompletely synthesized proteins
Cellular component (GO): endopeptidase Clp complex
Molecular function (GO): ATP-dependent peptidase activity; ATPase binding; serine-type endopeptidase activity
Source: RefSeq, a predicted model, not a curated record
AUCACUCUCACUUAGUUCAGCGGCAAGAAGCAAAAACUUCUCCACUGCACUUCAUCUUCAAUCUCCUAAAAAAAAUGUCUUCACUUUCUCUCUCCUCCACUCUCUCUCCUCACUUCCUCCCUCAAACCCCAUCUUCUUCUUCCCUCAAAUUCCGCCAAUCUUUCUCAAAAUCCCCUUUUUUCAAACCUAAUUUUCAUAUUUCUUCUCCCACUCUUCGCUCAACUACCCCUCAAUCUUCCCUUCAACUCCAGUCAACAACCCUAAAUUCCCCAAGUUUCCAGCCCAUCAAUCUUGGGCUCGAUGAUAUUGGGCUGGGCCCAAUCAUGGGUUCGGCCACACAGACACCGGAGACGUCCAUGAGAGGUGCAGAAGCUGAUGUAAUGGGCCUGCUUUUGAAAGAAAGGAUAGUGUUUUUGGGAAGUGGAAUUGAUGAUUUUGUUGCGGAUGCAAUCAUUAGUCAGUUGCUUUUGUUGGAUGCUCAAGAUCAUACUAAGGAUAUUCGUCUUUUUAUUAAUUCUCCUGGUGGUUCUCUAAGUGCAACGAUGGCCAUCUUUGAUGUUGUGCGGCUUGUGCGCGCAGAUGUGUCUACACUUGCUCUUGGAAUUGCUGCAUCAACCGCUUCAAUAAUUCUUGGUGCUGGGACUAAAGGGAAACGUCUCGCAAUGCCCAAUGCAAGAAUAAUGGUUCAUCAACCUCUUGGAGGUGCUAGCGGCCAAGCAAUUGAUGUCGAAAUUCAAGCCCGGGAAAUCAUGCAUAACAAGAAUAAUAUUACAAGAAUUAUUUCUGAGUUUACUGGCCGGCCUUUUGAAGAAAUAGAAAAAGAUAUUGAUAGGGAUCGUUAUAUGUCUCCUAUUGAAGCUGUUGAAUAUGGGUUGAUUGACGGGGUUAUUGAUAGAGACAGCAUUAUUCCACUUGAACCUGUUCCAGAUAAAGUGAAAUCCACAUUCAACUAUAUGGAGAUCAGUAAAGAUCCUAAAAAGUACUUGACACCAGAAAUCCCUGAUGAUGAAAUAUACUAGCUUCCAGGAGUGGCAGCCAUGAAGCAGUCUUGUUUGACGUUCCCUCAAUGUUACUUGACAGAUCUCUGCUGCAGAAGAAAUUGGAUGGCAAGUUCAUGACGAUGCUGCAUAUUAGUGGAGUGAGGAAGAUUCUUCAACUGUGCGACUGAGUUGGUUUUUGAUUAGUGCAUAGCUGCAUAGAAUGAAACUUUCUCUCUUUAUGGGGGAGCUAGUGGAUUAAAAUCUUAUGUAAAAUGACCAGAACUGGUUUCUAUUCUUCGAAGCAUGGUGGGAAUUUGAAGUAGAGAUAGUAACCUGCUGAAUAUACUUGAAGGAUGCAACUGGUCUUCACUGUUUUUACUUCAUUUUUGUGAUAUCAAUUCAAAGGGAUCAUUGAUUGAAAAAUGAUUCUAUUCUUUA